UCAUUAGUCAUUGCAAAAUUCACAACAAAUUUAUAUCCAUGGAUGUCGGUGCUAUAUUAUAUAUUCAAAAUACUAUAGAAUUAAAGAUUCCAAAAUGAAAGAAAUUGAGGUUAUCUGUAUAUUUAAAAUGUGGGGAGCUACCAAAAGCAGGAUCAUAAUUACACAUUAUGAUAGCUCUUGAUUUCAUUUACUUUCUCCACCUUCUUAUAUCAUCUUAGUGUCCUACAAUUGAGAAAGAGAGUGAGAGAAAGAGAAUGGGGAAGAAAGAAGGGUUCUUUCUAAACAGAUUAAGGGCUCAUGUAAGAGUCCAACCACCGACGACUACUAGCCACCAUAGCUGCAGCCAAGAACCACCAAAUGCAUCCGCAGAGACAAAAGGAAGAAGAAUAAUCGUUGUGGUUGAUUCUUGUUCAGAGUCUAAGAAUGCUUUGCUUUGGACUCUCUCCCAUUGUGCUCAGCCUCAAGACUCCAUCCUUCUUCUCCAUUUUCUUAAAGCUAAACCUUCUCAAUCAGGGGCUCUAGCCACCGGAGGAGAAGAAACUUUAGACAAACAUACAGCUUCGAAAGCUUAUCAAAAAGUUUCAACCUUGAGAAACAUUUGUGAGCUAAAAAGACCUGAGGUGAAGACAGAGAUGGUGGUUGUACAAGGUGAGGAGAAAGGUCCGACCAUAGUAAAAGAGGCAAGAGAACGUGGAGCGUCCUUACUAGUUCUAGGCCAGAAGAAACAGCAUGCCACUUGGCGACUACUAAUGAUAUGGGCCUCACAGACCCGACCUUUGACCAAAACCGACACCGUAGAGUAUUGCAUUAACAACGCUCCUUGUAUGGCUAUUGCCGUUCGCAAGAGAGGCAAGAAAGUUGGUGGAUACACUCUUACAACUAAGCGUCACAAAGAUUUCUGGCUUCUCGCAUGACACUAUUAUUUACUUUUAUUCACCUAAUAAUUAAUAGAUUUCCUCCUGUAAGUUGUAACCUUUACGUUUUAAUCAUGGUUGAGAGUUGUGUGUGCAAUUAUUAUACUAGUUUACUGCUGCCAUCAUUUCUCA
Messenger RNA from Brassica rapa (field mustard), 1046 nucleotides. RefSeq lists its product as uncharacterized. The record is from RefSeq and is a predicted model, not a curated record. NCBI's taxonomy places the organism in Eukaryota, Viridiplantae, Streptophyta, Magnoliopsida, Brassicales, Brassicaceae.